GUGUGCGAGGCCAAGAAGGCGGCGGCUAGCUAGUCCUCCGUUUCCCGCCUCCCCCCGCAGCUGAAGCUCUGUAGAAGGCAAGGCAAGGACCGGGGCCUGUUCCUUUAAGGUGUCUCUCGGCUGCCCGCUGCCCGGCCCUGUGAGAGCGCAGCCCAACCAGGCGGCUGUUGAGACGAGGAAGGCACAGCUGAGGUCCCGCCGCCGCCGCCGAAGCCAACGCUGGGGGCUGGGCAGCUUUUGCACUGCAGAGUAGGAGGGCGCCCGUCUGGGGAGAACUUGGGAGUUCUCCAGGGCCACCCCAACGCCUGGAGACUUUCAAGACCUUUGUGCCAGACCUUGAGAGAUCUUUAGCAUUUCAAGGGAGCUGGAGUUGAACCAGACCAUCUGCAAGGAAGUAGUGUGUCAGAGGCCAACAGUUGUUGUCUGGAAGUUCCAGAAAUAUCCCACCUACAAGAAACAUGAAGUUGUGGUAUUUUGCAGUGCCAGCACUAAGUAGUCUGCUCCUCUUUGUUUGGAUCCCAUCAUCAAUGUGCUGCAACAAGGCUCUCUGUGCUAGUGAUGUCAGCAAAUGCUUAAUACAGGAGCUGUGUCAGUGCCGACCUGGUGAAGGAAACUGUUCAUGUUGUAAGGAGUGCAUGCUUUGUCUCGGCACCCUUUGGGAUGAGUGCUGUGAUUGUGUUGGUAUGUGCAAUCCUCGCAAUUACAGUGACACACCUCCAACCUCUAAGAGUACGGUUGAGGAACUGCAUGAGCCAAUCCCUUCUCUCUUCCAGGCACUCACAGAAGGGGACACUCAGUUCAACUGGAAUAUUGUUUCCUUCCCUGUUGCAGAAGAACUAUCACAUCAUGAGAACUUAGUCUCAAUUUUAGAAAGUGUACACCAAUCCCAGCAUCAGAAUAUCUCUGUUCCAAACAACAAUAUCCAUGCACCAUACCCCAGUGACAAAGAACGCAUGUGUACUGUGGUUUACUUCAAUGACUGUAUGUCAAUACACCAGUGCAAGAUAUCUUGCGAAUCUAUGGGUGCAUCCAAGUACCGAUGGUUUCACAAUGCCUGCUGUGAAUGUAUUGGACCAGAGUGUAUCGACUAUGGCAGUAAAACUGUAAGAUGUGUGAACUGCAUGAUUUAAAGCUGAAAAGCUGAAUCAUAAUGUCAUGGACGUCAAAGUAGUUAAUUGGAAAAUAAUGAACUUGGAAGUAUUGUUUAAGAACAUAACAGUUGCAAUGUAACAGGUGCAGGGACUAGAGGAGAUGUAUAAAAUUUUAAAUGUACUUCUUUCCUCCUUUAAUCAUGUAAAGAGUAAUAAUUAGUAAGUGUUUAGAUUCAUUUUCUUCUCAACUGGAUAGUAUAAGUAGCUUUAUACUUAAUUAGAUUGUUUUGCUUUGAUUUGAAUAGAUCAACUAAUUUAUACACUGUAGCAUCUUGUUGAGUAGAGGAUCAUGACGCUUUACAAAAACUGCAACUAGUUCCCUAACAUAAAUUCUGUAAUUGUUUGGGCAUCAUAUGUUUCAAAACUUUCAAAUUUGUACAGAUGAAUAACUUUUUAUGAAAAGUAUUUGAAAAGCAACUUAGGUAGUUUAUGAAAAGUAUUUGAAAAGCAACUUAGGUAGUACCCCACCACCACCCACACAAAAAAAUAUCCAGCUGUGGCUACUUACUUGUAAGAAGGAAAGAGAACUCAUGCUGCAUUGUGUGUCCAAGAUUUUUCCACUCCUUAUGAAUAUCCUUUUAUGUAUCAAACCAAAUUUGGUAAGCUUAAUUAUGUCACUUCAUAGCAUCAUCUUUGCUCUCCACAGUUCUGUUUGUUAUGAACUAGAAAAAUGUACUGUACUGACUGAGAGUUUUAAACUGUAGAUAAUAGUGAUUCUAUCGAUGUAUUAGCAGGAAAAAUAUUUAGGUGAAAUGCAAUAGUACCGCAAAAUCUUUUAAGGGUAGCUUUUUAAAAGACAGCCAGCACUGUUUUCUAUUAUUCAUAUAUUUAAUUGUUCUUAUUUUUCUAAUUUCUCAGACUGUAGCUUUUAGUAAUGUAUUACCUUUAAUAUAGUUCAUGUUCAAUUAUCCUAUGUAGUUGUUGGAAACAAGCUCCCCAAUUCAGCAAAGGUGACCUGUGCAUGGCAAUAGAUUUUCAUUUGCAGAUCAUAUAUCCAGAUGUGAUCUACUGGGUACAAAACGGUGCUGUGUAGAAGGAAAAUGCAUUCAGUGCCCAGGAGAGUACAUGUGAUGUAUCAGAUAUAUGGCUGAUGCUGUCAGCACUGUCCUUAAAGUGUGGCGGGGUGGAGCUGUGGAACCUUGCUUCUUCUCUUCCAUUUCCAGGAGCUGAAUAGUGCUGUCAAAGCUAACAGCACCCACUGUCUGUCUACUAGGCGAAAUCUCUUCAUGAAAGAGUAUGUGUCAAUGAACUUGUAUCUAUUGUGAUGUUCUAGUACUAUAGUAACUAAUAGGAAGAUCUAACUGUUUUAUCUGUUGAUACCUUUUUGCUGUCCUAAAUUCUCCCCUUUGCCCGUAGUUUUUUAGUUGAAAAUCAAGGAUAAUUAGCAAAAUGUGCUUCACCAUUAUCUCAUAUUUUCUUACCAUCACCUUGUUAUGUCACUAUUAUUUUCUCUCUGCUGACUUGGCAAAGAGGCACCUUUUAAUGUGGUAAUCCUCUUUAUUUAGCAGGGGGAGAGUAACUGGCCCUAUCCACCCCCAGCACAGUACCUUCAGUGACUGUUGCUGGUAUCUAUCUUAUGUUUCUUUUUAGAUUGUGAGCCCUUUGGGGACAGGGUACCAUCUUAUUUGUUUAUUUGCUUAUUUAUUUGUUAUUUCUCUGUGUAAACCGCCCUGAGCCAUUUUUGGAAGAGUGGUAUAGAAAUUGAAUUAAUAAUAAUAAUAAUAAUAAUAAUAAUAAUAAUAAUAAUAAUAAUAAUAAAAAUCUGGGAUACAAACUCUGAUCUUUUGCCUCAGCAACAAUACUCCACAGAGAUCAAAGACUAGAUUUCCAAAGACAGAGAGAAAGGACGGUACUUUAAAAAGAAGAACCUGUAUUUCAUAAUUUCUCAUACUUUGGAAUGCUUGUAUCCCUUUUCUUUUGCAAACAAAUGAUUUUACAAAUCAAUGGCCUUCUGUCAUCUUUGAUUUUGAUCAUAUUUUUAAUUACAUCAGAGAUCUUUGGCCAAAAUUAUGUGUACAUGCAUAUUAUUGAUCUACUAAUCUUUGAACUGUAUCUUUUUUCAGACAGGUGAUGGUGGUUAUUUUACACCUUUUUGAAUGUAUAAUAAUGCAUAUCUGAUAGUCAUAUUCCUAGAAAAUUGUUUAAUUUUCAGCUGGCAUUUUCUCCUGUCAUUUGCUUGUUACUUUAAUGGAAAGCUACACCUUGAAAGUUGGGAUAGUAGAUUAAUUAUAAAUUCAGUAGCAUCCAGUUCAUUGGCAAAGAUGUUGCAGUAUGAAAACCCCUUUAGCAUGGCAAAGACAUUUAUUCAACAAAACUCACUUAGGAGCUUUGCAGUUAUUCAAAAUGUUUGUAUGACUAAGGAUACUCCUCCUAUCAAUUAUUUAAUUCUAAUUAAAUCAUGAUUUUGUGUUUAGGGUUCUAUUGCUGUGGAUUCCUAUUAGUAGAAACAAUAUUACAGGAAGGAUUAGAUUAAAGGGUGUGAUUUAUUUGCAUAUAUAUAUAUAUAUAUAUAUAUAUAUAUAUAUAUAUAUAUAUAUGAGAGAAAUAUUUAAGCAUUUGUUAGUAAAGAUUUAGUUGAGUUUGUAAUUUUACAGUUGAUAAUAAUGUUUAGAAAUAACCUACUGUGAGCUCAGUGUACAUAUAAAUGAUCUACAGCAAUAUCAAAUGUAUUUUCUUAAAUUUUACAUAUUUCAAUAUUUUAAUAAAUAAUCUUCUGCUUA
Molecule: messenger RNA, 3871 nt
Organism: Hemicordylus capensis (graceful crag lizard)
Lineage: Eukaryota; Metazoa; Chordata; Lepidosauria; Squamata; Cordylidae
Gene: TWSG1
Product: twisted gastrulation BMP signaling modulator 1
Exons: 6
Coding region: 459-1130 (223 amino acids)
Biological process (GO): regulation of BMP signaling pathway
Source: RefSeq, a predicted model, not a curated record